Saccostrea echinata is the source of this 2859-nucleotide messenger RNA. RefSeq names its product prestin-like. Lineage: Eukaryota; Metazoa; Mollusca; Bivalvia; Ostreida; Ostreidae. The record is from RefSeq and is a predicted model, not a curated record. Gene Ontology annotation, cellular component: membrane. Gene Ontology annotation, molecular function: oxalate transmembrane transporter activity; bicarbonate transmembrane transporter activity; chloride transmembrane transporter activity. The transcript is spliced from 18 exons. Gene Ontology annotation, biological process: transmembrane transport. Bases 1 to 2478 code for a protein of 825 amino acids.
AUGGAUCCAGACGUGAGGAAAACUUUGAUGGAACUUAAUCGCCCAAGAGGAAAAUUCCGGACCCAAGUGCUUAAAAAAUCUCAAGAAAAAGUCAGUAAAAAUAUAAAAACAUUUAAAUAUACCCGCGUGUUGAAUAAAAUACGGGAAAACAUCCCAAAAUGUACGUGUACAAGAGAACUUUCACGCGCUUUCUGUACGGAACUGUUUCCGUUUUGGGGAAUUAUGAAAAAAUACAGCAUUCGGAAAUAUCUUCUCGCAGAUUUUGUAGCCGGUCUCACAGUAGGGAUCAUCCAUAUUCCUCAGGGAAUGGCCUACGGACUUCUGACAAACCUCCCCCCUGUGUACGGACUUUAUACCAGCUUUUUCCCUGUCAUCCUGUACUUCUUCUUCGGAUCUUCAAAGAAGGUGUCCCUUGGAACUUACGCAGUAACGAGCUUAAUGGUCGGAGCAGUAGUUCAAGAAAAAGCGGAUAUUUACCUUAAAGCAAUAAACCCUACCACAGCCCCUAUACCACCGUCCACCAUAGUACCAGUCCUAAAUAAUACGAAAGGUACUCCAUACAACAUAGUCACAGCCAAUACCACAGCGCUACCACUCGUCACUACUACGCGUCACCACCCGACAGCGGCGGAUCUAACGGACGACGAACUCCGAGUUCGGGUCGGGCUGGCUAUGUCCGUCUCAUUUAUGGCUGGAAUGAUUCAGCUGUUUUUGGGAAGUUUUCGUUUUGGCGGAUUAGCGUCUUUCAUGUCUGAUCCGUUGAUUAGCGGAUUUACAACCGGAGCAGCCAUACACGUGUUCACGAGUCAAGUCAAGUACCUGUUCGGAGUUCAGGUGUUCUCUUAUCACGGCGCAUUCAAGAUGAUCUACUUUUACCGGGACUUUUUCGGCGUACUUGAUAAAGUGAAUCCAGUAGCAGCGGUGGGAUCAGUGACCACUAUCUUCGUCCUCAUUCUCAUCAAGGAGGGAAUCAACAACAACCCGACAUGUAAAAAGAGCUUACCUGUACCUAUCCCUAUCGAGUUGUUCGUGGUUAUAGGUGGAACAGUUAUUUCUCAUUACACGAAAAUCAACGAAAAAUUUGAUGUGGAAGUUGUUGGUUAUAUCCCAGUCGGAGUACCUGCACCAACAUUGUCUCAUCUGAGUUUCAUCGGUGACGUCAUUGGUGACGCGAUUGCCGUCAGUUUCGUUGCCUUUGCUACGUCGUACGCUAUGGCAAAAAUUUUGGCAGAAAAAGAUAAAGAAGAGGUUAACGCAAACCAAGAAUUGGUGGCCAAUGGCUUGUGUAACGUAAUCGGGGCCCUAUUCUCGGCUUUCUGUUGUUCCGCCUCGCUGUCCAGAAGUCUAGUCCAAGAUAACUCCGGGGGAAAAACACAGGUUGUUGGCCUUGUCUCGUCAUUACUCGUCUUUAUAGUCAUUGCUUAUAUUGGGCCUAUGUUUUCGAGUCUGCCGAAUUGUAUUCUGGCAUGCAUCGUUAUAGUAACACUCAAGGGGAUGUUCCAUCAGUUCCACGACAUGUUGUUUCUAUGGAGGUUAUGCAAGAGAGACUUUGCUGUUUGGAUGGUGACGUUUCUAGCCACGGUGAUUCUAGACGCUGGUCUUGGACUUAUGGUCGGGGUGAUAUUUGCUUUAUAUUUUGUACUCCGUAACACACAGAGGCCUUACAUUUGUGCCAUGGGACGUGUACCAGGAACGAACGCCUAUAAGGACCUGAAACUCAGUAGAACCUUAAUCCAGAUUCCUGGAAUCAAGAUAUUCCGUUUUGACUGUAACCUCUAUUUUGCCAAUGCUGAACAAUUCCGGGAUCGCCUUUACGAGAGAACGGGACUAAAUCCGAGAAAGCUGAAAAGGAAGAAACAGAGAGCCUUAUAUAAAGCAAUGCUAAAACGAAAGCGGGAGAUCGAGCUGGCUGAGAUAGAGGAAGCGGCAGCGAUCAAAAAAGAAAAGAAACAGCUUUUAAGACAGAAGAGUUCUAUCGAGGAGGACGUGGAGAGGGACGAUGACGACGAUAGAGAGCUGACAGACGAGCAGCAGACAGAACUACAGCUAGAGAACGGCGAGAUGCAGACGAGAUUUUCCCGCGCGUGGGUACCGCCUGUUCACACCGUGGUGCUGGAUUUCUCCGUCAUCAGUUACGUGGAUAGUGUAGCCGUUAAAGUUCUCUCACAGAUUAUCAUGGACUUCAAGGAGGUCGGCAUCAAAGUUUUCUUGGCAGGAUGCAGAGAGGAUGUGAGGAAGAUAAUUAAGAAAUCCGAGUUUUACAAAUCAAUAGACUAUAACUGUCUCUACUUUACCAUACAUGAAGCUGUGGUGAUAGCUCAAGAACUCCACCAGCAAGUGGGGGAUCCACCACUAAGUCCCAAAGACAUUUUGAUAGUGGAAGAAGAAAGCAGGGAGGCUAGUGCUAGAUUGGCAGCGUAUGAGGGAGACGAUGAAAAAGUUCACAAGGAUAUCCCCCAAGUUGGUGCUAAUGAAUAGGUGAAUACAACGAAUGAUCAAACUAUCUCAGGAUUCCAGAUUUCCAUCUGAAGUGAAGAUAAACUUCAGCACGUCUAUAUUUGUACAUGAUGAAAAUGACUAUGAAAUGUAUAUUCAUGAAAAUAACAUUUACACAACUCGCCUUCACAUAAGAGACCAACAGUCCGAAAUUACAGAAUAGUUCCUACUUUGUAUCUUGUCUAUAACUAAGUGUAUAUGAUUCGUGUUCACUUGUGACAAAUAUGUUAAAGCUGUACAAGCAAUACUACAUGUAGUAAUCCAACACUUCAUCAACUUACUGAAGCUUUCAUUUACAAACUUGUCUCCUUAAUCUUGUUUCUUUUUUUCUUUGCUUUUCACACAAGAAAGAAUAAACACUUU